Molecule: messenger RNA, 1074 nt
Organism: Hymenoscyphus albidus
Lineage: Eukaryota; Fungi; Ascomycota; Leotiomycetes; Helotiales; Helotiaceae
Source: the annotation of a GenBank genome assembly
AUGUAUCCUUCCGGACCGGACACCGAUCGGAACUGCGGUACUCGUCUUGGUACUCAUACUCUAGAUGUGCAUCCCCAAUUCAAAUGCCAUCUGCCAUCUCGUAUCGCAGAGUAUGAUUUCUUCAUGACCUCCCCAUCCGACUAUCCGCAGUCGCAAACCAUCCAAGAUGAGUUAGACAUUCUCGAGAAGCAUCUGCAAGAUGCAAAGGCACGAUUGAAGGAGGGUGCCCCUCCUCGUGCCCCGCGGCUCCUUGUCGCCAAUGAAGGUACGGUAUUUAUAGCAUCAGGAUUCCAAUGUUGUCUGAUCCAGAUGAAGCUCAUCUGCUAACAUUCCCAAGGGCCAUUUUCAACUUCAUCUCAGCAUUUCCUGCUGCUCCUUUCCGACUCGGCACUCCCACUGGGUUCCUUCGCAUUUAGCAGUGGGCUGGAAUCCUAUCUCGCGCAUACUCGUCCCAAGUCCUCUUUUCCCGCAUUUCUCGACUUCUCCCUCGGUUCAUAUGCCUCGACGACUCUGCCGUUUGUUUUGGCGGCGUAUCGGAAUCCAAUUAACCUGGUAGAACUGGAUGAUACUUUGGAUGCGGCGAUUAUGUGCACCGUUGGUCGGAGAGCCUCGGUAGCUCAAGGAAGAGCUCUCCUCUCGAUAUGGGACCGGUCGUUUGCUAGUGCGCUUCCUGAUGGGGGUUCAAAAGAAGCAGUAGCCGUGUUGAAAGAAUUCGCCAUUCUCCUUCGCGCUACGUCGCCCGUGGCCACGAAUGAUUUGCCGACAGCAUCUGCCCAUUUAGGACCGUUGUUUGGAGCAAUUGCUUGUAUCCUUGGGAUGAGCCUUCGACAAACAGCAUAUGUGUUUAUGCUAAGCCAUGUGAAAGCGCUGCUUUCCGCUGCCGUUAGAGCGAGUAUCUUUGGACCGUACCAUGCACAGAAAAUAUUGGCUAGUGUUGAGGUUCAGGAGGGAAUUGGUGGGGUGAUUGAGAGAGUGUGGGAUACUAGUAUUGAGGAUGCGGGACAGAGUGUUCCGAUUAUGGAUCUUUGGGUUGGGAGACAUGAGAUGUUGUAUUCUAGGAUAUUCAAUAGCUGA